AUGACAUCAGGUUUUGCGCACGUGUGGAUGGCCUGGCUCUGCGUCGGCGGUGCCUUGCAGAUCCCGUCGCGCCACACGAGCCAUCGCGCCCUCUACGCGGCGUCCGUGGCCGUGCCGGCGCCGCGGGCGCCGGCCGGCGGCGGCGCCGCCGUGCGGGGCGACGGCAGCGUCGUCGUCGGCGGCGCGACGGUGCUCGAGCCGGGCGCGCGGCGCCUGCGGCGCGCCGUGGCCCUCGGCGACGCCGAGGUCGGGCGCGAGGCCGAGGCGGGCGGCGGCGUCUUCCUGAGCUUCGGCCUCCGGCGGCCGCGCGCGCGCGUCGACGUCGAUUUGGGCUACCUGCCCCAAGGCCGGCUCCUGAGCGUCGCGCGGAACAAGCGCUGGUGGAUGGCGCCGGCCUUCGGGGACGUGCCCCUGGAGACGCAGCUCGUCGUCGUCGAGGGCGCGGACGCGGACGCGGCGGGCCGGCGGACGUACGCCGCGUUCCUCCCGCUCCUCACGGGCGGCGGCCGGCUCCGGGGCACGCUCCGCGGCGCCGUCGAGGCGCGCGGCGGCGAAAAGCGCACGCGCCUCAUCCUGCGCUGCGAGAGCGGCGACGGCGCCGUCGCCGCGGCGGACCUCGACGGCGCCGUCCACGUGUCGGCGACGCGGUCCGGUGACGCGGGCUGCGUCCACGGCCUCGUGGAGCGCGCCGUCGAGGCCGCGGCGGCGCGGACGGGGACCUUCGCGCCGCGGCGCGCCAAGGCCGUGCCGCGGCGCAUGGUCGACGGUUUAGGCUGGUGCACCUGGGACGCGUUCUACAGCUCCGUUUCCGCAAAAAAGGUCGAGGCGGGCCUCGAGGCGCUCGGCGCCGCGGGCGUCAAGUGCCGGCGCCUCAUCAUCGACGACGGCUGGAUGGCCCUGGACCGCGACACGGACGACGCCCUCAACCUCAGCGGCGAGAUCCUCACGGCCGCGAACUCCGCGGGGAACGCCGCGGAGAAGAUGUACGACGGCCCCGCGGCGCGCGCGCAGCGCAAGUUCGCGGAGCUCGUCGGCGCGGCCUACGCGCGCUACGUCGAGCGCGCGCCGCCGAACUCCGCGGGCGUGCUCUUAUGGCGCCUCGCGGCGACGACGGUGCUCCGCGCGCCCCUCUGCCACUUCUUCGACGAGUCGACGGACUUCACGAAGGCGCUCGCGUGGCCGCCGCGGCCCCACGCGGCCAAGUUCGGCGGCGAGGCGGGCCUCGCGGCCUUCGUGCGCGACGUCGCCAAGGGGACCCACGGCGUGGACCACGUCGCCUGCUGGCACGCGUCCGCGGGCUACUGGGGCGGCGCGGCGACGCCGGCCGCGAGCCGCGUCCGCGCGCGCGCGACGCCGCACCUCGCGGCCGUCGAGCCGGCCAUCGGCUGGGACCCGGCGACGCUCAAGGGGGCGCUGACGCCGACGACGCCGAAAGCCAUCGCCGAGCUCUACGGCGGGCUCUACGGCGCCCUCGCGCGCUGCGGCGUCGACGGCGUCAAGGCGGACGCCAGGGCAGCAAAAGAAAGCGAAAUUCCCAACUUCAAAGGCUCAUAUCUCGGCCGUUUUCCACUCGCGGACGCGCAGUCCGGCGUCGGCGCCUUAGGCGGCGGCCGCGGCGGCGGCCCCGAGGCCGCGCGGCUCUUCGUCGAGGCCAUGGAGGGCGCCGGGGCGGCGCACUUCGGCGACGGCGGCGCCGUGGCCGUGUCGAACUGCAUGUGCCACUGCACGGAGCAGCUCUACCGCUACGCGUCGACGGCGCUCGCGCGCGCGUCCGACGACUUCUACCCGCGCGAGGCGCCGUCCUGGCGCUGGCACCUCACGGCCUGCGCCUACAACUCGCUCCUGUUGUCGCCCAUCGUGCUGCCGGACUGGGACAUGUUCCAGAGCGACCACCCCGCCGCGUGGCUCCACGCGGCCGCGCGCGCCAACUCCGGCGGGCCCGUGACCGUGUCCGACAAGCCCGGCGCCCACGACGACGCCGUGCUCCGGGCGUUGGCCCUGCCCGACGGCGCGACGCUCGUCGCGACGGCGCCCGCGCGCGUCGGCGCGUCGGCGCUCUUCGCGGACGUCGCGCGCGACGGCGCGAGCCACCUCGCGCUCGCGGCGCCCAACGGCGACGACGGCGCCGUCGUCGGCCUCUACAACGUCCAGGGCUCGGCCUGGUCCUGGGACGAGCGCCGCUUCGUCGCCGGCGACGCGGCGCCCGUCGACGCGGCGCUCGCGCGCGCCGACGCGGCGCUCGCGUGGCGCGAGCGCGACGACGGCGCGCCCCUCGCGGCCUACGCCUUCCGCGCGAAGACCCUCGAGAUCCUCCGCGGGCCCGGCGCCGCGGCGACGCCCCGGGCCCUCGACCCGGGCGCCUUCGAGCUCUACGCCGUCCGCCGGGUCCUCGCGACGCCGGCCGGCGUCGAGUUCGCGCCGCUCGGCCUCUCCGCCAUGCUCAACGGCGGCGGCGCCGUGAGGGCCGCCGCCGUCGACGGCGAGGCCGCGGACGUCGCGGCCCUCGGCCCGGGCGCCUUCGCGGCCUACGCGUCCGCGGAGCCGCGGUCCCUCGCCGUCGACGGCGCGGCCGCGGCCUUCGCCUACGACGCCGCGGCGCGCCUCCUCACCGUCGACCUCGCCCCGGGGGACCACGCGCUCCGCGUCGUCUGGGACUAG
Molecule: messenger RNA, 2658 nt
Organism: Aureococcus anophagefferens
Lineage: Eukaryota; Pelagophyceae; Pelagomonadales; Pelagomonadaceae
Exons: 3
Coding region: 1-2658 (885 amino acids)
Source: RefSeq, a predicted model, not a curated record